Molecule: messenger RNA, 826 nt
Organism: Alligator mississippiensis (American alligator)
Lineage: Eukaryota; Metazoa; Chordata; Crocodylia; Alligatoridae
Gene: CMC2
Product: C-X9-C motif containing 2
Exons: 3
Coding region: 16-468 (150 amino acids)
Cellular component (GO): mitochondrion
Source: RefSeq, a predicted model, not a curated record
GCCACCGUCACGUCCAUGGCGCUGCGGAGCCAACGGGGACGCCGUUACUGGGGGGGGAGCCUUCCCUUCCCCCGGCCCCGCCGCCCCCCUCACUCGCUCGCUCGCUCGCUCGUUUACUCACCCGCCCGCCGCGCCCCGGCCGCGCCGCCCGCGCGCCGCCAUCUUCCUCGCGCCAACCACCGGCGCUCGAACCAGCCAAUCCGGCGCCUCGGCGCGUUGGGACCGCCCAAUCAGCGCGAGGCCCGGCCCCGUUCAGCUGUGACCCGUGACGCCAGUUCCGGCCCGCCAGCUGCAUCCGGGUCACGUCCCCUGCCCGGUGAGCACAACUUUCUGAAAUUUUUUGGCCAUUGCAAUGACAUUGACCAGGAUAUGCGGAAAUGUUUAAAGAAAGAGUAUGAAGCAAACAGAGCCAAGAGCAAGGCACAUGCUGAAGUAAUGCGACAGAGACAGAGACGGACUGAGAGUUGAACUGUAUGGUAGCUGGACAACUAUACAUUGUACAGAAACGGCUGAAAGCUGAAGGAGUGUUUUAUUUUCUAGGCACUUGGAUAUAGAAAGCUAUUUAUUCAACUGCUAAUGUUUAUAAUAAAAAAAAUUGCUGAAGUUUACACUUCCCACUUUCAAGAUACUAAUUGUUUAGUAAGAGAUUUAGUACAAUGCAAUUAACAUUUCUGAUGUUUGUAGUAUAAAUAAAUGUGUCAUGAUUUAAAAGGAAACCAAGGUUGCUGCAAAAUAAGUGUGUAUUCUGUUGUCGGACACUGUGACAGCAGGCUGAGCAAUAACCUGGGAUAUUUAAGGCAAAUAAAGUGUCUCCAAAAUCUUUCUA